Messenger RNA from Procambarus clarkii (red swamp crayfish), 1205 nucleotides. RefSeq names its product fructose-2,6-bisphosphatase TIGAR. NCBI's taxonomy places the organism in Eukaryota, Metazoa, Arthropoda, Malacostraca, Decapoda, Cambaridae. The record is from RefSeq and is a predicted model, not a curated record. Gene Ontology annotation, cellular component: cytosol. Gene Ontology annotation, molecular function: fructose-2,6-bisphosphate 2-phosphatase activity. Gene Ontology annotation, biological process: negative regulation of glycolytic process; regulation of pentose-phosphate shunt.
CGGGCUAUUCAUGCCCGUGCCACCUCUGGGGUGACUUAGUCUUUAUAUCAAUCAAUCAAUCAUCCUGGUUGGAGGAAGCUGAGGUGUAGUCACCGAAUAUAAGCAAGCAAAAAGUGAAUAGAGGACACAGCCCCACUUCUGUCCCAGGUUGCAAGCUUGCAUACAUGUCUGAGGUAAUAGAGGACGCCAUCACACCAGAGGAGAACACAAUGCGUCGUUCACCAUCAGUUAUCUUCUCCGUCACCUUCAUCAGGCAUGGGGAGACAGAAGCCAACAGAGAGCGCAAGAUUCAAGGUCAUCUAGAUAUUCCUCUGAGCUCAUUAGGAAAGGUGCAAGCAUCGCAGGCUGGAGAAAGCUUGUGCAAGACAGCAUUCACACGAGCUUACACAAGUGAUUUGUGUAGAGCAUAUUCCACAUGUGAACAUAUACUAAAAGAAAAUUCCUGUAUAUUACCCUCCAUUAAGGUUGAUGAAAGGUUACGAGAAAGGAAUUUUGGGAGUGUAGAAGGUAUGAACAUAGAUGAAGUUAAGGCCAAGGCAGCAUCAGAAGGCCUCAUGUGGACAGAAUACAAUCCUCCAGGAGCAGAGUCAUUAGGUGAUCUUCAGGCUAGAAUGGUAGCCUUCUUUAAGGAGUUGAGUCAAUCUGUGUAUGACAAGAACAGGCAGAAAAUAUCAAGUGGUGUGGAAAAUGGAUGUGAAGAUAAAGAAGAUACUGAGAUUACAGAUAAUAUUCAGUUAUUAGAGGAAGGUGUGCCAGUAGAAAAGAUUUUGGUGGUGGGCCAUGGAGCAGCCCUUAAGCAGCUAUACAUUCACUUUCAUAAGACUCUGGGCUGCAAUACUCCUGGGGAUUUUGAUGAAAUCAACAAAAUCUCUCCAAAUACUGGAAUUUCGGAGUAUAUAAUAAGAUUUAGUCCAAAGAAAUAUAAUCUACAGUGUGUACGACUCCAUGAUGGAGGCCAUCUGCAGGAUCCUUAAUAGAAGUACUGUAUAGUUAUUCGAGAGACCACAGGUUUAAUUUUAAGUUUCGUCUUUUAACAGUAUUAAAUAAUUUAGAUUUUACUUGGCACAUCAAUUUGGUAAAGAGUUUCUCUUAAGACUAUUAUACAGUAUAUUAUAUUUAAAAUAAAUAACAGGGAAUUAUGGACAGUAUAUGAAUACUGGAUUGGUAUAGUUUUUAUAUAUAUAUUAUUAUUAAUAUAUAUAUAU